Molecule: messenger RNA, 600 nt
Organism: Symbiodinium natans
Lineage: Eukaryota; Dinophyceae; Suessiales; Symbiodiniaceae
Source: the annotation of a GenBank genome assembly
AUGGGCGCAACAAUCUCAGAGUGCUGUGUGGAACGUGAGAAGGUGCCUGACCCUUUCUUGAUCCCACGCCGUCCUCCUGUACAGCCCACUGGAUGCGAUUUCGUAAAGAGUGCUGGGAGGCCGUGCAGACCGGAGGAUCACGAGAGGGCAUGCAAGGCAAGCGAGGCACAAGAGAAGCCAGAGCAAUCGGAGCAGCCGCCAGAAAAUGACGACGAGGAAAGGGAGGAGGAGGAGGGGGAAGUGUACUUGAGCCUUGUGGUCCACAACACCUUCCUCCACUACAUUCCGGCGGAGCCCGAGGGUACGAGCCGGCAGAGGUCUGAAAGCGUGCCACGCACGUUUCAGCCUUGCGGCUGGUUGUGCCGCCCGACUUGCAACACCGACGGCACGGAUGGGACAGGCGACAGCCAGGCAGAGCAGAGGACGCCGAGCAAUGAUGGCGCGGGAUUUCCGAGCCAGGGCGAGCCGGGGGCUGAGGCGGAAGAGGUGUACCAUCGUCUUGUGACAAAGAACACCUUUCUGGAGUAUGCUCGCGAUGACCUGAGUGCCAGGAGGCACCACCGGAGAACUCGCUCUGAGUCGCUUCCCCACUUGUCAUAG